GAAGAGAGAGAGGGAAGGGAAGGGAGUGGUAGAGGAAAAGAGUGUAUCUCCCAAACCCUAAAAUGGACGACAGAGACAAAUCCGAUAAGAGAACCAGAGAUCGCCACUCCGACCGCGACCGCGACCGCGACCGCGACCACAAGCAUCGCGGCGAUGACAAACGACAUCGCGAUUCCGACGACCACCGCCACCGAGAUUCCGAUGACCACCGCCAUCAUCGAUCGGACAGGAAUCUCAAGCGCGACCACAAAUCCAGGGACAGGGAAGACAGAGAAGGAAGCAGGGAUAGGGAUAAGGAUAGGGCUUAUGAAAGAGAGGAUAGAGAGGGUAGCAAAGGUAGGAGGAAGCGUGAUGAAGAGAGGGAAGAUUCAUUGGAGCCGCGACACUCUUCUCAUUCUCAUAAGCGGAAAGACAGGGAGCACAGCGAGGACAGGGUGUCGGAGGAUAAGAAAAUUAGGGUUUCUGACGAUAGGAAGGAAGGGAGGAGAGAACGGAGGAAGUUUGGGGAUAAAGUUAAGAAGGAAGAAGAAGAAGAAGAUCAUGAUUACGACGAUGUUCGAGGCAUUCAAGUCAUUGUUGAUGAGGUCAAGGUUAAGGAGGAAGUCACUAAUGGUGCCCAUGGCUCUGCCAAAGGCACUGCUUCAGUACAAAACGGCAUUGCCUUGGGAUCGCCUGCUGUGGCGCCCACAAGUGAGCCCGAGACAUAUUUGGCCCCUCCUCCUUCCUUUCCUAUCAAGGUAUCUUCGAUUUCUACCACAAAUGAAAAUAAGGGCGUUAGUAUUACCAGGUCUCAUGAGGUUACUGGAAAAUCUAGUACAGAUGGGUCAUCUUCAACUGCUGGAAAAACUGGAAGCCUCUCUAUUGACGCCUUAGCUAAGGCUAAGAAAGCUUUACAAAUGCAGAAGGAGUUGUCGGAGAAGCUGAAGAAAAUUCCUCAGUUGAAUAAUUCUACCCCAAAUUUGCAAGGAAGCACACAUUUGGAUUCAAAGAAUGAAUCUACAGUCCCCUCUGCUAGUGCUGGAGUAGCAUCAAAAACUGCCACCUCAGAUUCUUUGGGGCCUGUUGCAAAUAUGUCAAUUUUUCCUGCAGCUGCUGCUGCUGCUACUCAGGCAAAUCCUCCUGCUAGUGGCGCUAAUGCUGCUAGUAUUGCAACUCUACCCAACUAUGAAGCUGUCAGGCGUGCUCAGGAGCUUGCUGCCAGGAUGGGAUUCCGUCAAGAUCCACAAUUUGCUCCACUAAUAAAUAUGUUUCCUGGCCAGAUGGUAGCAGAUGUUGCUAUCCCGCAGAAACCAACCAAGGCCCCUGUUCUUCGUCUGGAUGCUCAUGGACGGGAAAUAGAUGAAUAUGGGAAUGUUGUCAAUGUUACUAAGCCAAGCAACCUUAGCACAUUAAAGGUCAACAUUAACAAACAGAAGAAAGAUGCAUUUGAAAUACUGAAACCUGUAUUGGAUAUCGAUCCUGAAUCUAAUCCUCAUUUUGAUGAAAGGAUGGGUAUCAACAAAACAAAGCUCCUGCGGCCUAAGAGGAUGAAUUUCCAGUUUGUGGAGGAAGGAAAGUGGUCAAAAGAUGCUGAAACAAUAAAAUUGAAGAGUAAAUUUGGAGAAGCUCAAGCAAAAGAGCAGAAGGCCAAACAAGCACAGCUGGCAAAGGCAAAGGCUGCUCCUGAUAUAAAUCCAAAUUUAAUAGAAAUACCAGAGAGUGUCAGAAUUAAAGAAAAACCCAAGGAACAAAUUCCAGAAAUUGAGUGGUGGGACAUGCUUAUUCUGAAAUCUGGAAGUUAUGGUGACCUUGCCAACGAAACCAUAGGUGAAGAUAAACUGAGAAUGGACAGAGUUUCAUUUUAUGUGGAGCAUCCUCGUCCGAUUGAACCACCUGCUGAGCCUGCCCCUCCACCACCUCAACCCCUCAAGCUAACCAAGCAAGAGCAGAAGAAACUCAGGACACAAAGGCGUAUAGCUAAGGAGAAAGAGAGGCAGGAGAUGAUAAGGCAGGGGGUCCUAGAACCGCCAAAGUCCAAGGUCAAGAUUAGCAAUUUAAUGAAAGUACUUGGCUCUGAAGCAACUCAAGAUCCUACCCGACUUGAAAAGGAAAUACGUAGUGCAGCUGCUGAGCGUGAGCAGGCUCACAUAGAUAGGAAUAUUGCACGCAAGCUUACUCCUGCUGAGCUGCGGGAGAAGAAGGAGAGGAAGCUGUUUGAUGACCCAAACACACUGGAGACACUUGUCUCACUUUACAGGAUAAAUGACCUCUCGCAUCCAAAGGCCCGCUUUAGAGUUGAUGUUAAUGCUCAAGAGAACCGUUUGACUGGAUGUGCUGUGAUUUGUGAUGGUAUUAGUGUUGUUGUGGUUGAAGGUGGAAGCAAGUCAAUUAAGAGGUAUGGGAAACUUAUGUUAAGACGUAUUAAUUGGAGUGACCUUUCAAAAGAGAAGGAAGAAAAUGAAGAUUCAGAUGAUGAUAAGCCUGCCAAUAAGUGCGUUCUGGUGUGGCAAGGAAGUGUUGCCAAACCGAGCUUCAAUAGGUUCAGCGUUCAUGAUUGCAUCACGGAAGCAGCUGCCCGUAAAGUUUUUGUGGAUGCUGGUGUUCCUCAUUAUUGGGACCAAGCUGUCAAAUACGUUGAAGAUGAUGAAGCAGUUUGAAUUGUCUUCUAAUGUUUUCGUUCAACAUUGGUAGCCUGCCUUGACUAAAGACUUUUGGUGAGUGAUCCGUUUUACAAUUUGCAUUAAGCAAUGUUUAAAACAAAUAAUAUAUACGAUAACUGCUAUUGCUCCUUUGUUUCCCUUGGCCAACGAUGUCUACGAAUAUAAAUUCGCUUGAUCAUUCAGUGGUGUAAACAUUGUCGCCUCGGUUUGGAUAAUGUCCAUCCAGGAUGCUAAUGAUUGUGUGCGAUAUAGCACUGGUUAAAAAAUUUAGGCCUUCGGGAUUUACUGUGAUGUUUCCUAUUUUGAAAACUCUCAUUUUCUUUGUCACACUAUCGUGUUUGAAUAUGCUAAUAUUUUAUUGCUCUCCCUUCUGGUGUAUCCACGA
Molecule: messenger RNA, 3024 nt
Organism: Gastrolobium bilobum
Lineage: Eukaryota; Viridiplantae; Streptophyta; Magnoliopsida; Fabales; Fabaceae
Product: protein RDM16
Exons: 6
Coding region: 63-2636 (857 amino acids)
Biological process (GO): mRNA splicing, via spliceosome
Cellular component (GO): U4/U6 x U5 tri-snRNP complex
Source: RefSeq, a predicted model, not a curated record